UUAGUAGUGUUAUUUUUCUGGAAUAUAGCCGAUUUCGUUCUCUAUUAAUGUUUAAGUUUUAUUUUUAAGGAUUUACAAUACUUUAAUUUUUAAUGUAUCAAUUAUAUGCUAUUGUUUGACGUCGAAAAAACAGAAAAAUGUUUAAUAGAUAAAAUAUAUUUAGGACAAAAUAAAAACUAAUUCAAAGUUGCAUUGUGCUUUAGUUGGGAAUCAUAAAAUUAACGUACCUAAUUAUUAUCAAAAUGAAUAUUGCAACUUUUGUUGAUCAUUUUGAUUUUGAGCUACCUGGAAAUGUGUUUAAAAGUGCCGUUGCACUAGGUGAUGUUGACAAUGAUAAUGAUAUAGAAUUAGUUGUUGGCAACAUGGAAGGUGAUCUUUAUAUUUUUAAAGGACAACGGCAAAUACAGAAAAUAUCUGGAUUGGGUAUAAUUACGGCAAUAGCUAUUGGAGAUUUAAUGAAUUGUGGUAGUAAUACUCUUAUAGUUAUAUCCGGUGAUGGUUGGUGUCAUAUAUAUUUAUGUUUGAAAUUAAGUAAAUCAGAGACAACUGACGAAUGUAUUGUAAAACUUGAACCGGUACAUGUUCAGCGAAUUCCGGCAAACACUAAAGUACUUUUAUUAGGUGAUAUUGAUGCAGAUGGAAUGUUAGAGUUAAUUGUUGGUUUAACGGAUAGAGUGAUACGAUCUUAUCGUUGGAGUCAAAGUGCGGCUGCUGGGCGACUAGUUCCAUUACAUAAGUGGGAAUGUGGUAACCAAAUUGGUUCAAUCAUAAUGAUUAAGGACAUAAAUGGUCGACCAUGUUUGCUUGUUUCUCAACCAGGUGUCACUGCAUUGCGUAUUUAUUGUCCCAUUGCUUUUCCAGAGCUCAUGUUUGAAAAAAUAAUUGAUUAUGAAAAUGAAUUUAACUUAGAACUUCGUAAUCCUUCAAUUUCUUCAGAGAUGAUUGGUAAUAUCAAGAUAGAUAAAAGUAAAGAUGAUGUUAAUGAUAUAAAUGAUAAUUUUUAUGCCAUUGCUACUUCGGAUGGUUUAUUAAUGUUGGCAAAACAAGAAUCAAUUAUAUGGUCUAAGAACAUUGAACAUGAAGUGUUUUAUUUAAAUAAGUUGUCUAUAACAGAAAGUGGCUCUGAUUUCUUAAUAGCAUGUUCAUGGAAUGGAGAAACCUUUAUUAUAGAUCAGAAAAAACAAGUUUCAACAUUUAAACUUGGAGAACCUAUUACUGCUUUUUGUUCUGGAAUGUAUACAGCAAGAUCGAAUACAAAACCUGUUUCUUGUUUUGUAUUUAUUACUAUUUCACAUAAAGUAUGUAUCUAUUUUGAUAUGAAAUUACCAAACACUUGUACGGAGAGCUUAACAAAAUGUAUUGAAAAUGACAAUCAACUUUCAAAACUAAUAAACAACUAUGAAGGACCACUAAGAAAAAAAUUAAUCAACACAUGUCUUUAUAGAUUUAAUCAUAAUGAUAGUUAAUAUAUUAAAAUGUUUAUCAUUUUAGUUCA
Molecule: messenger RNA, 1495 nt
Organism: Sipha flava (yellow sugarcane aphid)
Lineage: Eukaryota; Metazoa; Arthropoda; Insecta; Hemiptera; Aphididae
Product: KICSTOR complex protein ITFG2-like
Exons: 6
Coding region: 243-1466 (407 amino acids)
Biological process (GO): regulation of TOR signaling
Cellular component (GO): KICSTOR complex
Source: RefSeq, a predicted model, not a curated record